CUCCCCGCCCCCGCGAUGCAGGGCGCUGGCUGCUGCUACUCGGCAGCUCUAGCUCCGGCGCCGCCGUCCCUCUCCCCUGCCCGUCUCUCUCUCUCUCCCGGUAAACUGCGCACGCGCCGCAAUACUCCGCCCCUCUCCCCGCCCUGUCGCGCCCCCAGAAGGCAGAGCGCACGCUGCCGCGUUUCCGGCGAGACCUGGCUGCCUUGCGUCGCGGCUUCUGUGCCCUUGUGGACCGUGCGUGCCUUCGGAAGACCGGUGCAGGCCUGGGGUAGUCUCCUGUCUGGACAGAGAAGAGAAGAAUGGAGAAGGGCUUCACCCCAAUGUGAGUGGGCAGUAAAUGUCAAUGGAGUAGCCAGGAGCUUCUGGAAACCAGAGUCCCUUUCCUCAGCUGAAAACCCUAAAACCGCUACAUCUGGUACCUUUGCUAGUGUUAUGGCACUGAGAUCCUACUACCAUGGAAAAGUCAUGCCUGUAGGUUUAAUCGCAGGUGCCAGCUCCUCCCUAUGGUGGCCGAAGUUUUAGUGUGAAGCCAUGACUGCAGCCUUUUGUGUGACUUGAGUUUGCUGGUAGUCGCCAAAGUUGGAGUUCGUAUGUUGAUGGAAAUAUGAUGAGUAGAAGUCGUGUUCCAAGCUGGACUCAUGAAGAAUUCAAAUCUGAAUCUUCCACUAUUUUCAAUGUAUUAAGAGAAAUAAGGGAUAUUUUUUGCAUUUUUGACAUUUUGCCUAAAAAAAAAAAAAAGACACCAAAUUUGGCAGAGGAGUGGAAAAUCGGUCGUUAUCAUUACAACCCUACAGAGGUGGUGAGUAUGUACCACAAGCUUAUUGAGACCCUCAUAGAGAUCGAUUCUUGUAUAGUGAUGUUAUUGCUUUCUGUAUCUACUGGUAAAUCUCCAUGUUAAAAUGUUAGGUGUUGUCAUUGAGAACCCUGAAACCCCAUUCCCUGCUCAGAGGAACAGUGUGAAAAACUCUCUUAUGAGAUUUAGAAUAUCUGUUCUUUUGCCUGUCUUAAAGCAUAGACUGACUUUGAAAUUAUGUUAAAUGAAAUAUCAAUGAAAAUAUGGUUUACUAUAAGUAAUA
This is a messenger RNA of Cebus imitator (Panamanian white-faced capuchin), 1076 nucleotides long. Its product is annotated as transmembrane protein 14C. NCBI's taxonomy places the organism in Eukaryota, Metazoa, Chordata, Mammalia, Primates, Cebidae. The transcript is spliced from 5 exons. Bases 16 to 522 code for a protein of 168 amino acids. The record is from RefSeq and is a predicted model, not a curated record. Gene Ontology annotation, cellular component: mitochondrial membrane. Gene Ontology annotation, biological process: regulation of heme biosynthetic process.